Messenger RNA from Xiphias gladius (swordfish), 1098 nucleotides. It is a transcript of the gene foxe1, whose product is annotated as forkhead box E1. Gene Ontology annotation, biological process: cell differentiation; regulation of transcription by RNA polymerase II; anatomical structure morphogenesis. Bases 1 to 1098 code for a protein of 365 amino acids. The record is from RefSeq and is a predicted model, not a curated record. NCBI's taxonomy places the organism in Eukaryota, Metazoa, Chordata, Actinopteri, Istiophoriformes, Xiphiidae. Gene Ontology annotation, molecular function: DNA-binding transcription factor activity, RNA polymerase II-specific; RNA polymerase II cis-regulatory region sequence-specific DNA binding. The transcript has a single exon.
AUGACAAUGCCAGUGGUCAAAGUGGAGAAAGACUCUCCAGCAGACACUUUAUCUGUCUCCAACCCUCCGCCACAGACAGAGGAGCAGCCCAGAGGUCGGAGGAGGAAGAGACCUCUCCAGCGGGGGAAACCCCCUUACAGCUAUAUUGCACUCAUUUCCAUGGCCAUAGCAAACUCCCCUGACCGCAAGCUGACAUUGGGGGGCAUCUACAAAUUCAUCACAGAGCGUUUCCCCUUCUACAGAGACAAUUCAAAGAAAUGGCAGAACUCCAUCCGCCAUAACCUGACUCUCAAUGACUGUUUUAUCAAGAUCCCUCGAGAGCCAGGGCGGCCAGGAAAGGGCAACUAUUGGGCUUUAGACCCAAACGCAGAGGACAUGUUCGAGAGUGGAAGCUUCCUGAGGCGGAGGAAGAGGUUUAAGCGCUGUGACUUGAACACCUACACCUCAUACAUGCAUGAGACGCCAGUUUUCUCUCCUGUCCAGAUUGCCAGGUCAGCUGCAUAUACCAACUCAGUCUACCCCAACAUGACAGUCAGUGCAACCUAUGGGCAGCAGCUGCCGUCCACCUACUACCCCUCUUCAUCCCCUCCUGGUUUCGGGCCAGGCCAGACCCGUAUGUUCAGCAUCAGCAACCUCAUGGGACACCCACCGUCAGCCAGCAUGCUGGGAGGUCAAGGGCCAGAGGUGAUGCAGCAGCCCAGCAGGAGCUUCACUCCUGAGGGGCUUCCAAGCGGAUCCAGUCCCUGCAACCUGGGAGCUCCAGCUUUCCAGAGCCAACCGUGCGGAGGAGCCGUGCCAUCCCGCUCCUCUACACAUCCCGGGUUCACCUACUCUGGGCCCAACGGGCACCCACACCACCAUGCACACCCGGGCUCAUAUGGACACAGCCACACCCAGGGGUAUGCAGCGACAGGACGCCUCCAUGCCUCACCCCACGGGCCUGCGGAGUCUGUGGACCAUUAUGGCAGGAUCUCCCCAGUGCAGCUGGGUUCUUUCUCCCAGUAUAACAGUGUUGCAGGUCCUAUCGGCAACACUGGGGGUUAUCUGAGACACCCCACAUACCCAGGGAAUAUGGACAGGUUUGUGUCUGCAAUCUGA